Molecule: messenger RNA, 8693 nt
Organism: Perca fluviatilis (European perch)
Lineage: Eukaryota; Metazoa; Chordata; Actinopteri; Perciformes; Percidae
Gene: cbfa2t3
Product: CBFA2/RUNX1 partner transcriptional co-repressor 3
Exons: 12
Coding region: 1196-3205 (669 amino acids)
Biological process (GO): DNA-templated transcription; negative regulation of DNA-templated transcription
Cellular component (GO): nucleus
Molecular function (GO): transcription corepressor activity
Source: RefSeq, a predicted model, not a curated record
ACGCAGACAGAAGGCUACAGCGAGGACAGAGAGGAGGAGGAGGAGAGAGCCGCGAUUACUGCGUACAGUGAGCUCGUGAGCUCCGCUCAUCAUUGAAGACAAAACAAGUCUGAAAACCUCAAAUUGUGAAUUGACGUCGGGAAAAGAAACGUUAAAAUUUGCGUGCUCAGCUGACUGUGAUUUUCUGUAGGACAAGUGGAUUUCUUUCCAACACCAUUCUGAAGACAGGUCGGCGGAGGAUCGGCGCGUCGGCGGAGGAAAAGGACCGUAGCCUACAGAGAAACGUGGUAGAGUAACCUGUUCUUCACAGGCUGUAAAGAAACUGUGUUUUUAAAACAAGAAAGGAACAGAAUUAAUCUCGCCGGAUGUAUAAGGACUUGUUCCUGACACCACGGACUGUAGCUGAACUGUGAACUAAAGAAGAGGGGUCAAAAGUUGUCACAGGAGGAAUAAUAGACGCACCCUGCAGACAAGAGGAUCCGCAUCUUAAUAAUUAGCGUUUUUACAUGGGAGACGCGAGGAUUUGUGGCAAAGUAGAAACCUAUUAGUUUUGUCUGCUUAAAAACGAUCAGAAAGGACGUUUUGUUUUCCAUUUGAAACUACAUAUAUUUUUAUUUUAUUUUGUUUCUUCUAUCUGGGAUGGUUAAAAUGAGCAAGAGAGCGGAUUUACAUGACUGGGACAAGUUGUGAUUUUUUUUCUUCUUUCAUUUCACCGUCAACACAACAAGCUGUUUGCUUUAAAACAAACAAACAAACAAAAAAAAAACAGACUGCAAAACCAAAGACAUCAAUGUGCUUAAGGAUGCAAGAGCCCUUGCUUUGAUUUUGAUUUCUGCCUUUCGAUAUAAAUGAGAAGAGAAAUACCUCAUAAUUUAUUAUACCUGGAAAGUCAAAGCCCCUUUUGAACACAAAGAAAAGUUCAACAUUUUCUUUUGUCUGACUGUGGCUUCUGCCUCUCUUUCCAUCUCAAUAUUUCAAAAACACACAAAAAAAAACACACAAAAAAACGGAACAGCACCUUAAUAGUUCCCCGCACUAUAUCUAGCUAAGGCUUUAUAAUUUUUUUCCCAAAUAAUGAGGAUUGAGACGAUAUCAAACCUGUUUUAGAAACUAUUCGGUGUGGAUUAUCACCGCUACAAUUACCUCAGCUUGAUCUCGACCUUCACAAAGUAGCAGAGUGCAGAAGGUUGGAACAAUGCCAGAUUCACCUGUGGAUGUGAAAACCCAGCCCAGGUCCACCCCACCCACCAUGCCUCCUCCACCCCCGGCUGUCAGCCAAGCAACCAAUCGCAAUGCUUCAUUCACCCCUGCUACCAGUAAAUCAAUGCUGAAUGGGAGCAGCCACUCUCCUACAUCGCUGAACGGUGCUCCGUCCACUCCUAACGGCUUCAGUAAUGGGCCGGCCAUGUCGUCGACGGCUUCGCUUUCCAACCAGCAGCUCCCGCCAGCUUGUGGUGCACGGCAACUCUGCAAACUGAAGCGCUUCCUGACCACACUGCAGCAGUUUGGCAACGACAUAUCACCUGAGAUUGGGGAGAGAGUGCGCAGCCUUGUGCUGGGGCUGGUGAACUCCACUCUCACCAUUGAAGAGUUUCACUCCAAACUCCACGAGGCCACCAACUUUCCUCUGAGGCCGUUCGUCAUUCCCUUUCUGAAGGCAAACCUGCCCCUGCUGCAGAGAGAGUUGCUCCACUGUGCCAGGUUAGCCAAGCAGACUCCAGCUCAGUAUCUGGCCCAACACGAGCAGCUUCUCCUGGAUGCGAAUGCCAGCUCGCCCCUCGACUCCUCUGAGAUCAUGCUGGAGAUGAAUGAGCACGGCAAGAGAAGAACCCCUGACAGGACCAAAGACAGCUCAGAGAGAGACGGGUUGCAUCCGGAGCACCUGGCUAAAAGGCCCUGCACCAUCAGCCCCAGUCAACGCUUCAGCCCCGGCACGGGUCUUCCUGCUCACCCACCUCCCAACGGCCUCCCCACACACCCGCCUAACGGCCUGCCCCACGCACCCAACCCCCAAGUGGGACCCCAACACUAUCGCUUAGAAGACAUGGCCCUGGCACACCAAUACAGGGACGCUUACAGACAUAAUGAACACCGCGACACCCGAGACAGGCACCGGCAGACAGCAGUGCAUGGAGCCCGCCAAGAGGAGGUGAUUGACCACCGUCUUACAGAUCGAGAGUGGGCAGAGGAAUGGAAGCACCUAGAUAAUCUUCUGAACUGCAUCAUGGACAUGGUGGAGAAGACGCGUCGCUCUCUAACGGUACUGCGACGCUGCCAGGAGGCAGACCGGGAGGAGAUGAACCACUGGAUUCGGCGCUACAGCGACGUGGAGGAGAUGAAAAAAGGUGGGAGCAACGGACAGCACUGCCUUCCUCCUCCUCCUCCUCCUCUUCCUCCUCCUACUCCUCACCACAACUCCUCCUCCAACACAGCUAGCAGCAGCGAGGCACUGCCCAUAGGAACUUCCUCGGCUUCUGAAAGGCAGACAGGCAGACAGACAGAGAUCCACAGAGACUUCUUACACAGGCCUCCCUCAGGAUACCUGCCAGAAGAAAUCUGGCGGAAAGCUGGUACUGCAAGCAUCCCGCUCUCCCCAGCACUAAAGCACCUUCAAAACAGGCAGGAGGAGGCAGUGAAUGAGGUUAAGCGACAGGCGAUGUCAGAGCUGCAGAAGGCGGUGUCAGAUGCCGAGAGGAAAGCUCAUGAGAUGAUUUCAGCAGAACGCUCUAAGAUGGAGAGGGCGCUGGCUGAGGCCAAGAGGCAAGCAUCUGAGGAUGCACUAACAGUCAUCAACCAGCAGGAGGACUCCAGUGAAUCUCAACAGAGCUGCUGGAACUGCGGGAGGAAAGCCAGUGAGACGUGCAGCGGCUGCAACACGGCUCGCUACUGCGGCUCUUUCUGCCAACACAAAGACUGGGAGAAGCACCACCAUGUCUGUGGUCAAGGCCUGCAGGGGAUGCCAGGGGGUAGCAGUGUCCCUCUAGGCAACCCCUCCUCCUCCUCAGCAUCCUCAGGUGCCCCACCCACCCACACGGAGAGCACUCCUCCAGGAGCCUUGUCCUUGGCAGGCCAGAGCAGUAUUGCGGGAGGGGCUGGAAGCGGCAGUGGAAGUCUUUCUGCCAGCCCCAAGGAGAGCAGUUCCAGCAGUGCCUCUCGCUCCACAACUCCAGCUACCCCCGCCCUAUUGGAUGCCACCUCUCGCUGACGUCUGACCCUUGUCCCUUCCCUGCAUAUUGAUGCGACGAUGCCCACACAAAACCAAACUGAGGAAUCUUCAUCGCACACUGCUCCCUUUCCUCCUCCCCUACUUCAGUCCUUUUUAUCCUUCUUAUCCUAAGCUCUUCUGAAAAUCUUCUCACUACCUGAUGAUAUACUGUUUUCCUCAACUGGUCACCUUCCCCCCCAAAAAUACUUUUUCUGUCUUUGUCUCUUUCACAACCACAGCCACAAAUACAAAGAUUCCAGCCUGGGGUUCAAUGUAGUGGAGAGCAUGAAAAGUGUCUCCUAUAUCUGUGUUCAGUCACAGAAACAUAUCAGAUGUGUUUGCUGAAAACAUGAGCUUUGACUUGAAGAUGUGACUAAGAUGUGCCCUCAGUAAUGUAAGCACAUUAAAUACUGUCCACAUAAGGACACAAGACAAGGGCUGUGGUAAGGCAACAUUGAUGGCGGGAUGACCAGACUGCUUAGCACUUAGAUGAACUUCCCUUUAAUUUAGCACCAAUGACAAAAAUGUACUCAGCCCUAAGAUGUGCACUACCAGUGCAAACAGUUCACUGAUGUUUCACUUAUUCUACAGUGUCCUAAUGGAGACAGGCAAGGACAAAAUACCUUUUUUCAAAUGGAUGAGGGAAGGGGAAAAACCUGUGGUGCGAUUAAUUCCUCAACACAGCUUAGUAUUUAUUAAAUGUUUCUUUCUGGCUUUAAGGGAAAAUAAAGAAAAGUCCAAAUAUUCUAAAUAAAGAAUAGUACUGAUGCUGAUGAUGCUAAUGAUUAUGAUGAUAAUAAUGAUAUGAAAAUAAAUUAAUUUAAACUGCUAACUACCUUGCUAGCGAGCCAAGAAAAUCUACACCGGACUCACCUCUCUGCACCAUUGUGAACCCAAAUGAAUUCAAAGAUGAAAAACAACAUGAUCCAAACCUUUGUAUGACACUGCCAAAGUGAGUAAGUAAGCGAUAAGGAGAAGCACUCAUCUUUUAACCAAACGCAAAGCAACAUCACCUCCUCAGCAGACAAGCCAGCCCUGAGAGGACCAGGCUGCAGAGAAGCUGCAGAACGGGACCCAGUGAUAGUCAAGACAUUUAAAAAAAAAAAAACUGUGAGUGACCUGCUUUGACCUGCAGCUGCCUCCUGCAGUCUGGACACAACUACAGCAAUUCAUCAGUGAUGGCCCAGACUAGUGAAUAUGGACAAUGCUGUGAAUUUGCCUACAAGAAAGACUCAAUGAAAUGGAUGGAAACCCUGCCACAGUGUGAUUUUUUUGUAAAAGGUAACUGAGAGGAAAGAGAGGAAAAAAGAGGAAAGCAAAAGCUACACGGCCUCAAAGGAGAUGAAGAUACAUACUACAUGGCAAAGGAGCUGCCAAAAACCUCAAAACAAGCUUGAAAACAAUGUCCAAGAAGGCAUUGCAUACUACGAAGUAUGAGAAGAUUGUUUGUAAGUUGUUUUUCUAAGCUCCACAACGAGGAGAUAUUUCAAGGAAUAGCUGUUACCUUUACAUUCACUCCCUCCUUUUCCAAAGCAUGAUAAACAGAUGAAAGAGCCUAGUAAAAGGGCGGUGUAGACUUGGUUCUCCUCUCUCUUUCUACCUCCCCUCACCCCACACCUCCCUUCUACGCUCUUCCCCGACUACAUGACUCUAGUCUGCCCCUAACCCCAGCCUGCUUUGGACAGAGCCUCGGAGCAGUCAUGUGGGAAGGGUUUGAACCUGCUUGUAGAUAUUGUUCCUCUUUUCAAAUUUCAAUGUCUCUUGUCGCUGAUGUCCACAUGUGCUGCCCUUGUGUAUAUCCAGAAAGAUGGACUUUGUUUUGAUUUUGUUACCUUUUCAUUUUUCCUCCUUUAAGUUUGGGCUGAGCAGUGAAGUCAGAGUAAGGAGGACACUCACUUAUGAGAGGAAGCCCCACAUUGUACUUAUUGUUUGAUUUGAUGUAUCUAUAUUAAUGAGAUGAAAACCCCUCUUGUAGAAUAUUUUGUAUUGCUCGCAUUGUAAGACAGUGAGAGGACGGAGGUGCAAUAUGAAGAGAAUUCAGCUACUGAAUGGAACCUCAGCAACUGCCCAUAGGGUGUCAUAUAAUAUAGAUACAUAUAAAUAUAUUUAAAGUAACAUCAGUAACUUAAUGUGAAUGUACAUAGUAUUUAAAGAGGUCCAAAAAUGUGUUUGCCAAAUAACAGAAACCUUUAAAGUUUAAUGUCCAGAAUAUGAUUUUCUCACAGUACAUUUAUUUCUCAAAUUUCAUUUUUUCUCUCUCAUACAAGUUAAAAACAAUUUCAAUUUUCACUUGAAUCAAAGUGUGACCCUGAGUGGAGGAGACUGUUGGUAACAGAGGUAAAGUGGUACCACAAUGCGUGUAGCUGAAAAACGAUUAAGAGUGGCUGUACACUACAAGACUUCCAGAACAUAUUCUGAACUAAUUAAUUAAUUAAUUAAUUAGGCUUUUAUUUGUAAUAUUUGAAAAAUCUACAUUGUACGACACCAAGAAAAUUAACAACUAAAUAACAUGUUUAUGUUUCAAUGUAAUCGUCUUCAUUUGUAUGAUGAUAUUGAUGGCGCAAUUGGGACUAAAUGCUGUCAUUGUUAAGUGCUUCAUUCACCCCAUGUCAAUUUACAUCAUGCAGGAGGGGACUCAAUAGUGUGUAUUGACAAAAAAGUCCAAAUAUAUUCAAUAAUUUGAAGAAAAAGUGGUGACUCACUUUCUAAUUUAACUCUUCUUUAACUUUCUGCCACUGUAGUGACCCUCUCUCUCUUGGUCCCCAUCAACCUCUGUGUGUGUGUGUGUGUGUGUGUGUGUGUGUGUGUGUGUGUGUGUGUGUGUGUGUGUGUGUGUGUGUGUGUGUGUGUGUGUGAUUAGGAGUGUUUGUUUCCCCCAAGGUGCAGGAUAAGCCAUUACAGUAGGAUUAAGUGAUAUGCCAGUGUUAAGCUACAGCAAAACCUCAAAGCUAAUUUUCAUACCCAAUCUUUGUAAUGUUGCUUUUUUUAAUUUUUUUUAAUUUUUACAUAUUAUUGUUUAUUUGUAAAGAUGCAGGUUGAGCAUAAGCUGAUUAUCUGGGACAGGUAUUUAAUUCCAGGCCAAGACAGUAACGUCACCUCUUUAGGUUUUAUAUUUUUUUGCAGACCUUUCCACACGCUCCAUCAAUAUGAUCCCCUCUUGUAAACACGUUUGUUAAACAGUCUCAAGGCCUUUACUCACGCAAAUGUAAUAUUGAUCAUUGUUAACCCACCAAAGUUGGCCUCAUAUACACUUGGACCAAACUUGGAAAACAUUUAUUUUUGCAGUGAGUGGAAUAGGAAACUUGUUCAUCAACAGAUGAAGUGAAUCAUUUCAUUUGGGCUAUCUAAGACACAUAAUUCAAAUAGAAUAAGCUGCAAGGUACCCCUGCAUUUGUGUGUAGCAUUUAUGUAUGUGUGUUACAAUUACCGUGAUAUGGUGUUGACCUCAGCCUUAUUGUGUCAUUUUUUCCUUUUCCCAAUUAAGUCUAAUUCCUCCACUACUACCCCAGACCACUCUUCAUAAACCCCCUUCACACUCGCUACCUCCUGUGACCAUACAGCUAACCAGCAGGAGAGGUUGACCUGGACUUUGAAAAGCUGGGCUGAGAGCAGACAUGGAAACGCACAUUCAAAAGCGAUCAUAUUAAAUCUGUCUAAAAUUGAUAAAAAAUAAUAAUAAUAAUAAUAAUAUUGAAAGGAAUGGCCAUUACUCAUGAUGUGGAAGAAUAUUUAUUCUCACCAGACCUCACACAUACUGUUACAGUCAAACCUGCAUAUUACCAAACUGAACACAUGCCAUUUGUUGUCCAAAACCAAUAAAAGCACAGACCAAAGUACUCUAUUGCCAUUAUAGGCUUUGACACAGUGUGUAUUGAAAGACCAGAAAUAAUAAGGUUAGAGCUCCACUACACCAGUUAACCAAAGUGUCUGAAAUAUACACAAUCAGGGCACAAGAGUGAAGAGCAUGCUUAAUGAAUGAGUUUCAAAUGUGUAGAAUUCUUAUUCAAGCAAUCAAAGCGCUUGUUGUCUACAUAUUGAAUAGUGCUUCUGUAAAAAUAAUAGAAGCAUCUCCUUUAGAAAAGCCUACUGAUUGCGUGUUCUUACAGUUACAAAGCCUUGCAGAGAUAAAAUGAAUGCAUGGUGUGUGUGUUUGUGUGUGACUGGUGAUGGUGUGUGUGUGUGUGUGUGUGUGUGUGGUGUGUUUUAUAAAAAAAAAAAUCUUGUCUUGUCUUCUUGUCUCUGUACAAACUACUUGAAACUUUCAGAGCUUUAAUGAAACAUCCCAGACAGACUGUAGUGGCAGAUCGAUUCACAAUAUGUAGCAACAGCUUUGUGCAGUAAAAUACCGUGUUUGCGUACAAUAUCCGCAUUAAAACAACAUUGUAAUGACGGUUCCAUUCAACUCUUAAAUGCUUUGCGUGUGCCUCCUUGUCUGCAAGUAAGCCCUCAGAUAAACUAAACCCAGUAGAUCACUUUUAAAUGACCAAAAUACAACCAAAAGCUUACUUUUUCUAUUUAGAUUUCACUUUGGUUAAGGUUUUUGUGUUAUGUCCCGGCAUUAGGGAAUGGUCGAUAGUUUGGGACAUGAGGCUGCAGUCCCACAAAAGUCGCAGCUGAAGAGCAAACUGUCCUUCCCUGUGAUUCUCCCUCCUGAUUUCAUUGGACAGGAUACAAAAAGAUCAAUAUUCUGUUGCGCUGUGUGCAAGCUUCAUUAAGUCAUGAAACAAAUGAGAUUCCUGCCGAGGUGUCAUAUACUUUUUUAUGUAAAGAUAUAACAGAUGGCAAAUGCAAGGGCUCUGCUGUUGUGAAUAUCAUCCAAGGAUCUCUGAACACUUUACAUCAGCCACUUUUCUGUUUGUUUAACUAUGUACAUGAUAUGGGCAAAACGCAUGUUUAGAAAAGGCAAAUAUUAGCAGGUUGGCAAUUGUCUCUCCCUACCCCAACCAGUAACUCUACCAAUGAAGUUUCAAGGCUCAUCUGAUGUGAUGGUGACACGUCCUUUCUGUGAAACAGGCACUGAUGAAUAGCUACAGUAGAAAGCUAAAGUGGCAAACAGUGGAUACAGCACUUGUUUUCUCCAAAGCCAUGGCUCAGGAUGGUCCUGUUUUUACCUUUACAGUACAUACAUUGAAAAAAAGUGUAUGUUUUUUAUGUGUAGGGAAGCAUUCUAUACUGUUUUGUGCAAUACAUUAUUACAGAAAAAAAACAUGUUUCUGUAGGAAAGGUUGGCGCUUUGAAGAUUUUUCUCCUUUUGUUUUAUUUUCCUCUUCAAAAAGGUCCUGUUGCCGUUUUUAGAUGAAGUUAACUGUGCCAGAAGAAUUAAAUUCUGAUUUGUAUUUAUUUCUUGCAUGCUUUCCUCCCUGUUGCUAAUACCGCUCUUUAACUGUUCGCUCUGUUGGAUGUGUGAAGCUGUAAAACAUUCUAAUUCAGGUUAUUGUCUGUGUUGAACAAUGUAACUGUGUAAUUAAAACAUGAAAUGAAAUAUUCA